Molecule: messenger RNA, 4200 nt
Organism: Cephus cinctus (wheat stem sawfly)
Lineage: Eukaryota; Metazoa; Arthropoda; Insecta; Hymenoptera; Cephidae
Exons: 6
Coding region: 2677-3636 (319 amino acids)
Source: RefSeq, a predicted model, not a curated record
GUCGUAUAGACUUUUGUACACAGUGCGACUAUAGGUACGCGCUUACGUACAGUUAUGUACUUAUUGUUAGGUUAAUAGAGAAUAAAAUGUUUGAUACGAUAACGAAAUGCGUACCAGGUCUCAAAAGUGAACAAGCACUUGACGAACAUUUGGAAAAUUCUUGGUGGUUGUUGAAACGAUAUUUAGUGUCGUAUGAAGAAGCGAUAGCAACUCGAAUACGAGUAUAUCGUUGGGGAGUGUCUCGCGGCUGUAGCGACGGCGUUGGUAGCGGUGGUGGCGACGGUGGCGGCAGCGGCGGGCGCCUUCACUGCGACCCGGUUGCAACGGUGCUCUCAGUGCUGCCUAACGCGCAGGCCUGACUACACGUUACUCUCUCUCCACUACGCAGGUACAAACACGCUGCCGACAGUUUUCACGCCGAGUUGAGAACCCUCCAAAAAGUAUUGCGCGGCCAUCUGAUAACGUCACAGGACUUGUUGGAUCUAGGAUCGAAGUAGAAUGAAAGUCGAGAAAGUGCGAUUUUAAGUGAUUAUCCAAUGGACAAUGUUACUUAUUUAAUAUCCGUGCAUUUGAAUUGCCCAAGGUAGUGAGAAGGCGGUGCUCGUGGUUUCUGAUGUACUGCUGUGCUAUUGUUAUCUGGUGAUGCUCGCAGUGUUGGAGGUGCUUGAGUUGACGGAGGAAUCGAAAGACACGGCGUGACGGGAGGUGUGUACGGGAGUGCCGGGGAGCGCCGGGACGUCCAAACGGAAACGAAAGUUUCCUCGAAGCGGUUUAGCGUGUCGUCUUUGUGCCUUUAAAUAUUAACGGACGUGGAUACCAGCGUGGCAUCCUAGGAGGCUUUAGUAUAGUUUGACGUGGGAGCUCGCUAGGAGGUUAGGUGAUGGCGAUGAAAGAUGCAAAGGACGGAACAUGCACGUAUUAUAUACAGUGACAUCCUCAUCAGGUAUAAGUGCAUAUACGAAUCGAAUCUAAUGGACGGUAAAUACAACUAGAUCCAUCGCAAUUGGCAGCGUGUGUAAUGAACGAGCCUGUACGUUACUCCAGGAGUAACGGGCAAGGUGAAACGUCGUGAAGGCUAAACACGGUGAACGAGAUGACAGGUGAAACGUCGGAACGGCAUUACUACUUGGCGAUCGAUAACGGAACACACGCAGUAGGUUCUAGACUGUAGUCCUCCUGUCGCACGUAACGCGACUCCAGCUGGACUUCUUUAGCCGAUGCAAGAAUCGGGAAGGAAGACACGACAGCCAAGGAUAAAGGUGAACCCACGGAACGGCUUAUAGUCUGUUACCACUAUGCCUGGAAUUCAGGAUGGGUCGAAGAACAAACAGAGUCGAAUAAAUGGCGCAUUUAACGCCCCGAAGCAUAAGGAGCUCGAUCGCAGUCAGAUAGAUCGUUAAGCGCAGAAGCGCAAGAUCUCCCCUCUACUGUAGUACCGAUGCUAUUUGCCACGCUAAAGAAAAAUGGACGAACGAGUAGACCGCGAGAGUAUUCGUUGAUCGGCCACAACUUUGACAUUUUUUUUAUUUCUCCCCGGAUGCUUGCGGGAGACUCGAAGAAGAGCCUUGUGAAUUCUUGUGUAUAGGUUAGAUGCGGAAUUAGCCUUGUUUCUGCAGGACUGAAGGUACUGGCGAAGGAGCACAGGGGAGUGCAUCUCUGUCCAGGUGUAAAACCGGCAAGGAAGGAACUUCGUACAGAACGAGGAACGAAGGAGAGAGCUUAUUUUUAGCCGUUGCUUCGCGCAUCGCGUCUCCAUCGCAUCGCAAAAACCGGUUUCGUCUCCUAUACGUGGCCUAUAGUCCAAUCCAGGGAACGUGUAACGUAAGCGUAAACGUACGUGUUAAAGGAAGAUGAGAGUUUACCGAGAAGGAAACUUUUCCUCGCGUUCUUUUCCUGUGUUUAUGAACGGUCGAUAAUUAUCAUCAUAACGCCGUCGGAAGAUUCCUCGAGAAUUUCACUGGAAUAUAUUGAUUCCUCACUGCCAUUUCUAUUGUCAACGUUGUUGGGUUUCUGGUUAUCCUGUUACACGAUGUUCUUAUCGGAUCGAUAGUGUAUACUUGGUUCUCUAAAGAAGUAUAGUCACGCCCACGUGGACAUAACUUGCAGGAGCUUUUACACUGCCCAUCCUUGAUCCUUCAAUUCUUCGGAAGUUACGAAACGAACUCGAGGAAGGUCACCGAGGAGUAAGAACUCAGCAGGGACGAUGCUGAUUCUUUUUAGUGGAGCAGCUAAUAGGUAUAAAUUGUCUGGAUCAAAUUAAGGUAACUUCGUGAUCUUGCGGAGGGACUAAAAGAAAUAAAAAGCAAACGAGUAUCCUUGUGCCUUGGGAAUAAAAUUUAGGGGAAUACCAAGAGAAGAUUUAGACGACGAGAAUAUUAGCAGCCAUUGGAUUAUUCCUGUGGAAGAAGUACGAUUCUCAUUCCUCCUACUAAUUGAAAUUGUCCGCUGUCCACGAUUCCGUUUCGCAUGGAAUCGCACAGACUUGAUUAAAUCGAGAAAAUCAUCUUGCGCCGAUAACGGUAACUCAACGCCGAUGUCCUCAGUUGGUAUCGCGAUCAACGUAUUCUAGAAGCGUCACCGGUCGCCUCUUGGAAACGGGACUUAAGGCGACGAGACCGCCGACGUUGUUCGUCUGGUUAAUCAAGUGAAAAUCCAAAGUGUUCAACGGUAUGAGGUAUGGCCAAUACGAAUGGUCAUCGAGGUGUUCGGGACGUCGCGACGACGACGCCCGAUUUACAGCUUGGCCGGAAACGUGCGCUGGCUGCUCGUGGUGCAGCCGGUGCACUGGCGCUAGGGAUCCUAGCUGUGGUCCUCCAGGCGGCGGCCACGGCGACCCCACAGUGGGGAUACUUUUCCAAUCCUGACGCCGGAUCGGUCUUUGAGAAAGGCUACUUCGGACCGUGGCGUCAAUGCAAGUUCCUAGAGUACAGUCGUGAGAGAUGCGGCCACAACGUAUCCAGGUUUCAGCCAGUUUUGGCAGUUUGGGUGGCUGGAUUAGCCGCUGCAGGAGCUUCGGCUCUGCUGGCUAUUAUCGUAGGACUGGCUGUACUUCAAUUGGCAAUGGCAUCGUCAGCGACCCGAUUAAUCAUGUCGUACAGUACAGCUUUGAUCAGCAAGGUAGCCCUUGCGACUCUGGCAACUUCGUUGGCCAUCGUGGCAGCCAGUCUCUUCGCCCUACAGACGGACGAUCGUGCCAACAGCUUCAUAAUCACCAGAGGCGAGGCCUUUUACAUGCAGCUGGCAGCCAUUGUCCUGAAUUUCGGCGUCCUCAUAUCAUCGGUCUACGAGGGUAUAUAUGCGCGUCGCGGGGGCGAUCCAACGAAACUUAGGAACGUGACGAAUUCCCAUGCGACCACCAUUAACAAUCCUGGAUACCGGGAGCAUCAUCAUCCUACGAACGGUGGUGGUAUCUCGAUGACAGACGCCAGCGGAAAGCCUUACGCAGGUGGUGCCGGAAAUGGGUCCAUGGCAUCAGUGAGCAGCGCUGCCAGUACAGCAUCUCCAUUGAGAAGUUCUCUGAAGAAACCGAAGCCUCUUGGGAUUCAUAAUCCUGGAUUUUCCGCUCACAGUCCGACCUUGUCGAGGAACGGAUCUCAGAAGAAGGUGCGGAUUCAGACCCAUUCGACGGAGGUCUAAGGAAUGACGUGGGAAGGAUAAAAAGAUGGUGGCCAGUCCAGGAGAAAAAUUACAGAUAAAGAAGAAAAGAGCGAGAGAGAGUGCGUGUGUGUGAUAUAAGAGAAGAAUUUACUUAUAAUACUGUGAAAAUCACAUCCGUCCAGCCCUAAACAGGCAGCUAUGUAGCGUUAUCUUCGUCACGUGACGAAUUUCGAAUUUCGAUGCGUUGUUCAGAGAUAAUUAUAUAUUUUUAUUAAAAAUUAUUAAUUUAUAUAGAAAUGAGUGGAGGGGGGGGGCGGGUAAUACGAUAAAGAAUUACUCUACGUUCAUCGCCAAUCGCAGUACAAGAUUAUCGUGAAUUCCCAAUUACUAUCCAUUAUCCAUUAUUCAUAAUUCAAUUCCCUUUAUCCCGUUCCUUAAAAUUUACCAAAUGGUCCUGAGAGUGCCUGUCCCCCUUGGCUUUUACCCGGAUGUUACGUGCCUUGGUUUCUACCGGAGUAGGUCUCGUAUACGGUCGCGAAUUGCGGGCAAAUUGUUAAUCAUUUCUUAUUGUCUUAAGUAUUAUGCGUAUAUAUAUAUAUAUAU